UCAGCGUUGCCCGGAACAAUUCAGCCUCCACCAAAAUAUCCACUACCUUAAAUAUUUUCAUUGCUGCUAGCCAUGAAACAGGCUCUACUCGAACUCAUGAGGAUGAGCAGAAUCUGCCGGAUGGUACUCGCCACUUGUUUGGGAUCUUUUAUUUUGGUCAUCUUUUAUUUCCAAAGUAUGUUCCAGCCAGUAAUGCGCAGGAGUCCGUUUGUGGCCGAUGUGUGCUGUCCAAAAGGCUCCCGGAACGCGCUGCAGGAACUCUACAACCCCACGCAGCCGGAGUUGUCCGGAACGGCGUUCCUGCACCAGACGAGGCGGGACCAGGUGGCGGAGACGUGCCGGGCCUACAGCGCCUCCAGCCGAAAGCGGCGCGUGCUGACCCCCGGCGACCUCAAGCACCUGGUGGUGGACGAGGAGCACGAGCUGAUCUACUGCUACGUGCCCAAGGUGGCCUGCACCAACUGGAAGCGGGUGAUGAUGGUGCUGACGGGGCGGGGUAAAUACAGCGACCCCAUGGAGAUCCCGUCCAACGAGGCGCACGUUCCCGCCAACCUCAAGACGCUCAACCAGUACAGCAUCCCCGAGAUCAACCACCGGCUCAAGAGCUUCCUCAAGUUCCUGUUCGUGCGCGAGCCCUUCGAGCGGCUGGUGUCAGCCUACCGCAACAAGUUCACGCUCAAGUACAACAGCUCCUUCCACAAGCGCUUCGGCACCAAGAUCGUGCGGCGCUACCGCAAGAACGCCACGCAGGAGGCGCUGCAGAGCGGCACCGACGUCAAGUUCCAGGAGUUCGCCGAGUACCUGACGGACCCGGCCACCGCGCGGGAGGGACCGCUCAACGAGCACUGGGAGACGGUCCACUCCCUUUGCCACCCCUGCCACAUCCACUACGACCUGGUGGGCAAGUACGAGACCCUGGAGGAGGACGCCAACUACGUCCUGCGGCUGGCCGGGGUGGGCGACUACCUCCGCUUCCCCACCUACGCCAAGUCCACCCGCACCACGGACCAGAUGACGGCCGAGUUCUUCCACAACAUCAGCUCACAGCAGCAGAGGCAGCUCUACCAGCUGUACAAGCUGGACUUCCUCAUGUUCAACUACUCCACGCCCAGCUACCUGAAGCUGGAAUGAGGAACCUGGGACCUAUUUAAACGCAAAAAAAAAAAAAACAUAGAGAAACGUAUUAAAGUGUUGUCAUUCAGGCAGGGGUUCGGUUGGAGCUGAACUGAACUGGGAUCAGUGGAAAGGCGUGAAAGUGCUGAUUAAGCUGUCCUUAUCCGGGGGAGAUAAGGUCACAUUAAAACAGUUCUAUUGUAAGUGGGGCGGAGGGGGACUGAAGUGUUUUAUAUUACUUGUUGAAAAAGGGAAAUGAAGGUGGAAUAGGGAGCUUCUCCCUGGAGGAGGGGGGUGGUGUAUGGACCUUGUGUGAAUGAGUGACUGAGGGUACAUUUAGUUGUAGUCAGUAGUUAAAUUGAACAGUCCUCGGGGGUGGGAUGACUAAAAUAGCCCCGAUAUCCCCCACACUCUAAACUGGCACUCUCACUGGAAGCAGUGAUGGAGCUUAUGGGCCUUAAGGACAGUGUCCUGUUUACCUUUCUUUCACAGACAAAAGGUCUGUGAACCAGCAGAAAAGGAAUGGGCCCCGAAUAAGCACCUAUUCCCCUCAAUUAAGGAUGUGUCCUGAUAUAUUUCCGGAGCUCUCUUAGAGGUGUCCAGCAUGAUCAAGGGUAGCUCGGCUUGUGUUUGUCUCCUUGGUGUCAAGCACAGACAUGCCAGAAGCUCUGAGCUACAGGAAGGACACACGGGAGGGGUGUGGCUCUGUGACGGACAGGUGUGUUCAGUGAAGACCCCUCCCACUGAUUGGAACAGCGUAAAAUGUCCCCCACAGUGUAGUGUUAAAGACACGCCGUUUCAGGAGCUGUCCAUGUUUGGCUGAGGACUGCCUGAGCAGAUUGUCUGGGUGGACAGACCAAGGGACCGGAACUAGAA
Messenger RNA from Megalops cyprinoides (Indo-Pacific tarpon), 1989 nucleotides. Its product is annotated as carbohydrate sulfotransferase 11-like. Gene Ontology annotation, cellular component: membrane. The transcript is spliced from 3 exons. Lineage: Eukaryota; Metazoa; Chordata; Actinopteri; Elopiformes; Megalopidae. Gene Ontology annotation, biological process: carbohydrate biosynthetic process; proteoglycan biosynthetic process. Gene Ontology annotation, molecular function: sulfotransferase activity. Bases 73 to 1131 code for a protein of 352 amino acids. The record is from RefSeq and is a predicted model, not a curated record.